UGAGUCAAGUCAAUGAGUCUGCAAUUAAGUUCACCGCACACACCACCCCCCACGAGCGCCACGCCGCCACCACCCCACCCCCCAAAAAACAAACACCAAAAAUUUAUACUCGAUGUCAAUUUGCAAGCCUCAGAACUCAAAAUUCUCUCCCGAAAUCACAAGUCCCAAGUCCCAAUUCCCAACCAUGGUGUUCCAUCCUCCAAAGCUACUUCGUCCCUUCAUGUUUAUAACUAUCUUCCUCCUUUUCAUAAUCCCUUGUGCAACUCAGCUAUUCUUCAACUACUCGGAUUUCAAUCAAUCUAUCAACAGAAUAAGACUUACUGGAAACGCUACUCUCUUAGGUUCAGCAGCCAUCCAACUCACCCCAGAUGCAGUGGACAACUGGGGUCGAGCCACAUAUACAGAACUGCUGCAUAUCUGGGAGGAACCCGGAAAACUCGCAGACUUCAAUACCAGCUUCUCCUUUAUCAUUGACUCGGAAGGUAAAGACAGCUAUUCAGAUGGGCUUGUAUUCUUCCUCACAAGCCCCGGUUUCCCAGAUCCCCAACCAACAGAUGGCUCUGGCAUUGGCCUUCUAAGCCGCGACCAGUGGAGAGACUCGAGUUUCUUUGCUGAAAAUAAAUUCGUUGCAGUGGAGUUUGAUACGUUUCGGAAUGACUGGGACCCGCCCGAGCCUGUCAAUGAACACGUUGGUAUCAUUAUCAACGGUAUGAGAUCUCAGAACUAUGCACCAUGGGAUAGUGUUAUUACCGAAAACCGAACAUAUAGUGCAAGUAUUAGUUACGAUUCCACCACGCAAAAUCUCAGUGUCACCUUCACUGGGUUCAGUAAUGGUGUCACCCCAAUUCAACAAGGCCUUUCUUCUAUAGUCAACUUGACAGAUUACCUGCCGGAACGGGUUGAAUUUGGCUUCUCGUCAUCGACGGGAUUGAUUUCCGAGUUGCAUACUAUUUGUUCUUGGUCUUUUAACUCCACAUCACCUUUUCUGAUACAAACUUCGGCUGUACCAAAGAAGAACGGAGAUGGAAGCAAGAGAAAAUUGGUGCUGGGCUUGAGCGUGGGUGGAUGCAUUUUAAUCAGUGGUAUGGGGUUGGCUUGGCUUGUGUAUAGAAAGAGGAAGACUAAAGGGGGAGAGGAAGGGGAUUUAAGCUUUGUUCUUUCCAUGGACGAGGAGUUUGAACGAGGUACAGGGCCAAAGAAGUUUUCCUACGAGGAAUUGGUUUCUGCAACGAAUAAUUUUGCAGGGGAAAACAAGCUUGGAGAAGGAGGGUUCGGAGGGGUUUACAAAGGAUUUAUAAACGAGCUGAAUUCCUACGUUGCUGUUAAGAGGGUAUCAAGGGAAUCUAAACAAGGGAUAAAGGAGUAUGCAUCUGAGGUGAAGAGUAUUAGUCAACUCAGGCACAGGAAUUUAGUGCAACUCACUGGUUGGUGCCACGAGAAAAAAGAUCUCCUGCUAGUUUAUGAGUUCAUGCCCAAUGGCAGCUUAGAUUUGCAUCUUUUCAAAGGUGAAAGCUUGCUAACAUGGGUGAUGAGGUACAAUAUUGCCCAAGGCUUGGCAUUCGCAUUGCUAUACUUGCAUGAAGAAUGGGAACAAUGUGUGUUGCAUAGGGACAUAAAGUCGAGUAACGUCAUGUUGGAUUCAAGUUUCAAUGCAAAGCUUGGGGAUUUCGGCUUGGCUAGGCUGGUGGAUCAUGGAAAAGGAUCCCAAACCACAGCUGUGGCCGGGACCAUGGGCUACAUGGCCCCUGAAUGUAUUAUAUCAGGCAGGGCUAGCAAGGAAUCAGAUAUAUAUAGUUUCGGGAUUGUGCUUUUGGAGAUAGCCUGUGGAAGGAAACCCGUUGAAACCCAGAGGAGGCAAGAUGAAGUGAGUCUGGUAGAGUGGGUUUGGCAGCUUUAUGGAAUGGGAAAGCUCGUUGAUGCAGCCGAUCCCAGAUUGUGUGGGGACUUCGAUGAGCAGCAAUUGGAACGGCUGAUGAUUGCUGGACUUUGGUGUGCUCACCCAGACUACAAUCUCAGGCCUUCAAUUAGGAAAGUCGUUCACGUGCUUAGUUCUGAAGGUUCAUUGCCCGUUCUGGCACCAGAGAUGCCCCUACUAACCUACCUUGCCCCCCCAGUUAGUGCAUCUGCAUCUUCAGCUUCCACUUCAGAAAAUAAGCACUCUCAAUCUGCAAGCCAUUCCGGUUCCACCAGUUCCUCACAGGUCACAUCUUCUGCAGCUUCUUCUUCAUCUUCUGCACUUCCUCACUCGCACUUGGUUGGUACCAAGUAAACUUGUCUUGGGAAAUUACAAAGUUGGGAUGUAUGAUUUACCUCUUUGUACCAUAAAUUAUGUUAUUAUGCAAAUUUUUCGCAAAUUAAACUUGUUAUGGUUAAUGUGAUUGCACAGCACUGUAACUAAUAUUAGCUAUGGUUUAGUUUUGAGUUAUGUUUUAUUAAAGUGAGAUGAAUGGCUUAGAAUCAA
Molecule: messenger RNA, 2461 nt
Organism: Carya illinoinensis
Lineage: Eukaryota; Viridiplantae; Streptophyta; Magnoliopsida; Fagales; Juglandaceae
Product: L-type lectin-domain containing receptor kinase IX.1-like
Exons: 1
Coding region: 113-2269 (718 amino acids)
Biological process (GO): protein phosphorylation
Cellular component (GO): plasma membrane
Molecular function (GO): protein kinase activity; ATP binding; carbohydrate binding
Source: RefSeq, a predicted model, not a curated record